GGCGGAGAAUUGAGGUGCAUUGACAGUUUUUGUAUAAGGCGUAUUUGUAUUUUUUCACUCACUUUCAAUUUUAUUGAGAAAAUUCAUUAAUCCAGAGUAAGGAUACGAUCAAAUUUGUGUAAAAUUGCAUGUAGUUGGUGACGGAUCAGAGUAAUGUGGUGUUUUUCCUCUGGCCAAACUAAUAACCCAGAACCGAUGGCGGCGAUCCGCAAGAAGUUGGUAAUCGUCGGAGAUGGAGCAUGUGGUAAAACUUGCCUCCUGAUUGUGUUCAGCAAAGAUCAGUUCCCGGAGGUGUACGUGCCGACAGUUUUCGAGAACUACGUUGCAGACAUCGAAGUAGAUGGUAAACAGGUCGAACUCGCCUUAUGGGACACGGCUGGACAGGAGGACUACGACCGAUUGAGACCUCUUAGUUAUCCAGAUACAGAUGUCAUCCUGAUGUGUUUUUCAGUUGAUUCUCCGGACUCUCUGGAGAACAUCCCAGAGAAGUGGACACCCGAAGUGAAACAUUUUUGCCCAAAUGUUCCCAUUAUUUUAGUCGGUAACAAGAAAGAUCUUAGAAAUGAUCCUAACACAAUUAAGGAAUUGGCUAAAAUGAAGCAGGAACCGGUGAAACCACAAGAAGGACGUGCAAUGGCUGAGAAGAUAAAUGCGUUCGCUUACUUAGAGUGUUCAGCAAAAUCAAAAGAGGGUGUUCGCGAGGUGUUUGAGACAGCCACCCGAGCCGCUUUGCAAGUGAAAAAGAAGAAGAAAGCUAGAUGCCUUUUGCUCUAAGAAUUGAAAGAAGAACAGAAAAAAUAUCAGCUGAUGAAGGAACUCUUUUUUCUUGAUGAAAGAUGUCAAAGUUACACAGAAAAAAGGAAAUAUUUACAUAUAAUUUGCUGAAUUUGAAAAGAUAUGAAACAUUUUGAAGAAAAAAAUAUUUAUAAAAGAGGUGAAGAGCGAGAAAGAGAGAGAGAGAGAGAAGAGAGAUAGAAGCAUCAUAAUACUUUCUAUAUAACAUUUGAGAUUUUUCAUGUAAAAUUUGAGGAGAGAUCAUUCAUUGAUAUAUGAAGAUGUCUAGCUGAAUCUUCCUUUUAUCAUUAUAAUCUACGGAGUGGUAAUAUUUCGAAAGUGAGUAUUGGCGUUUGCUUGAGUGGAUUUCUCGAAAACUAAGUUUGCUUGCUUAGCAAGGCAAAGGAUGUGCUUAGAUUUCGAGAGAUGGCUAUCGCAAGAGAAACUGCAUUUCUUCCCAAUAGCAUUUUUUCAAAGCUGUUCUUUUUUAAAGUUUGUGUCAAAGAAUAAAUUCCUGAUGAAAUGAUUUAAUGUUUUUUGCAUCUGCAGGUAAAUUACAACUUGAGUAUGAUUUGCGAUUGUACAUAAUAAUUCAACUGCAGCAAUUGAUCCAAUUUAUUGAAUUGUUAAACUCGGUGGACAGGAUUGAAUUUUGCAAAGAUCACAAGAGACACAUUUUUGUCAAUAUCAAAUCUUGAUAAGCUGAUGAGAAAAAAAAGAAUAACAUUCUAAUACAAUAUUAUAUUAUAAACUCAGAAUGAAAAGGAAACUUACUGUAUAUAUACAUACAUAAUUACUUUAAGCCAACACAGAGUUUUCAAAAUGAAUGGAAAUAUAAUGUUUCAAAUUUAAAUAAAAUAAUCCUCGUUCCAAAAAAACAAAA
Phlebotomus argentipes is the source of this 1657-nucleotide messenger RNA. RefSeq names its product ras-like GTP-binding protein Rho1 (gene Rho1). NCBI's taxonomy places the organism in Eukaryota, Metazoa, Arthropoda, Insecta, Diptera, Psychodidae. The record is from RefSeq and is a predicted model, not a curated record. The transcript has 5 exons. Gene Ontology annotation, molecular function: GTPase activity; GTP binding. Gene Ontology annotation, biological process: cell migration; small GTPase-mediated signal transduction. Bases 154 to 774 code for a protein of 206 amino acids.